AAACCAAGUUCUUGCGUUUUUUCUCUCUCCUCGUUCCUCUUUCACGCACAAUUUCUCUCUCCUCGUUCAAGUUCAUCGUAACUUAGAAAAUGGAAAAUCCCAACAAAUUUGAAAGAUUUUAGAGAGAGAAGCAAUACUAUGGCAGUAGAAGAGCUUGAGAAAUCAAUGGCAGCAACUGAGAUUGAAGACCAGAGAAAAGACGAUGAUGAUUUGGAGGAAGGCGAGAUUAUCUCUUUUUAUCUUUGUUUUUCAAUUUUAUUAAUUUGAUUGUGAAUUUAUUGAAUUUGGUUGUUUGAAUCUUUUUGUGAUGUGGGCGAUUGAAUUAGGGUUUUGAUUUCGUUUUCUUGGAGAAAUGUUAUGUGGGUGACUAAGGUUUUCUUGUGUGAUUUUGUUUAGUUUGAUUUCUUGUGUUAGUUUCUUGAUUAGCGUAGCUAAUUGUUGAUCAUUAUUCUUGGAUUAAGGAAACAUGAGUGUUGAAUUUGUGAAUCAGGUUGAUGGUUUCUGUGAACAACUUGAUUUUUCGAGGCAUUUGGUAGGAUUAGUGAGGGUUGCUUGUGAUAUUUAUGGGUUUAAUAGUCUAAUAGCGUCAACUUUUUAACUGUCAUUUGGUAUAUUGUUGAUGAUAAUAUUUAGGGGAAGAGAAGGAUUUAGCUCUUCCAUACAAAUUGGAGCAUUCUUUUCGGAUAUUGGAAGAACCAUUUGUACUGUUACCGGAAUACAAGGUUAUUGAAUCUGCUUGCAAGAACAAUAUCAUAGGUCUACUGGAUAAGUGACACUAGUUAAGAAAUUAUUCAUUGAAUUUUGGCUGUUGAUGAAUAUUACAUUUCUGAUAUUGAGAAAUCUGAACUAUAGUUUGAAAUUUUUACUUAGUAUGAAAAUAAGAGUUAGCAACAAUUUGAACAUGUUGUAGACUUUAAAGUUUUAUUCUUUCUAAUUAUAUGAUUAAGAUACAUGUCGUAGGGGCAGAUUUUCACCGUUUCAAGAAUAAAAUUUAGCCUAAAUGGGAGGAUCCAAUCUGUGCUAAUGGAGGCAAGUGGACAAACAACCUCAGACCUAUAUGAACUUAUGUGGCGAAUAUGAAACUGGUGCUAAUCAUUGUUCACUUGAUUGUAGACGGGUCCUCUAGUAGCAUAUUACAAGCUACCUCUAAAUCGAGUGAUGGUGGCCAUUGCUAAUCAUGUGGCGUACUUUGGCUUCAACACAAUGGUGGUCAUGGCAGUCACAAUGGUUUUGUAGGAAUAUGACGUAUGGGAUGACAAUUUUGAGCAAAAUGCUAUGUGAACAAGCCAGGAAAAGCCUCAAAAAUCGCCUGACCUUGCGGCUUGGUGCUUUGCAGAGGUGAAUCCAUGAACAAAAUCUCUGCUUCUAAGAAGGCGGCCGCCCUUCUUCGCGCGGCUAUUAUUGGCCAGAAGCGGCCCAUUACCGACUCUCCCUCAAAGGAGAAGUCCAAGGAUGGUGCACCCAGAUCUUCUCCCUCCCAACAACCGAACCCCAAGGUUCGGAAACAGACGGCUGGGAGUACGCCUGGUUCAACCAGGAAACAUCUGACUGAAAAGAAGGCGCGGACCCCUCAAAGUGGGUCAAAACAAACAACCGUCCUUAGGAACACUCGGCCUCUAAGAGGCGGCCAUCAAGAGCCGGACUUGGUCCAGAUGGCUAAGUCUAUGGUCAAGGCUGUUCCCUCAGAUGACAGGGAAUCAGUCAGGGGAGUCGGCACCCUUGACUCCGACUCUAUCAUGGGUCUACUCUCUGAGUCCUUGCUUCGUGUUCAUGGUCUCCGCCGACCCAUCAACGAAAAGAACAAGGAGGCGACUGCCACGUUACAGGUCAAAACCGAAUUGGAGGCGGCCAAGAAGAAAACUUGGAGCUGGAGAAGGCGGUUAAGGACCUUCAAAACCCAAGUUGCAGCCGCUAAAGCAUGCAAAUCAUGCGGUCGAAGAGCUUAAAAAGUCGAUCUAGAAGCUCAAGGAGCGCCUGUCAACCAGGAGGCGGCCUUGACCAAGCAACUCAGCGCUAAGGCUGAGUCCGAAAAGAUGGCCCUGGCCAGGAUAUGAUGGAGGACUCUUCGGCCAUCAUGAAGAUGACCUGGACUGCCCUCUUCCCAGAUUCAGACUAUGAGAAAUGGGAGUCCAAAUUCGCCGCCUACAUUGAAGAAUAUAACAUCAAGAUUAUGAAGCAGGCGAACGAUGAGGAUGAAGCGAAGGAUGAGGCGGCCGACUCCUCUUCUGAAGGUGGGGAUGAAGAUGAAGAGGAGGAGGAGGACGUCAACAAGGGGGAGACUGAGAAAAAGGAGGCGGACGCCAACCAAGAACAAGCGCCGGCUAAUGAGCCAAGAGAGUGUGCUUGAGGAGCAGGCGCCCAUUGCCGAAACUGAUCAGGCGACUGCCGUUACUAAAACCCCUCUCUCCAAUGCUUAAGCUGCUUAUUUUUAAACUCUUCUUCGGCCAGCGUGCCAUCUUCUUUUUUUGUAUCUCUUUACCCGACCAAGGGGUCGGGGUCUAUGAAUAUUUUUGCUGGCCUCCUUGGCCGGCUGUUUAUGAAUGAAUUUUGGCGACAUUUUAGUCAUCUUGUCCAGCAAUCUUAAUUUUGUUAUUUCCCUUUGCCAAGUGUAGAAUGUCUUUAAUAGCCGCUUAUUUAUCAUGCCGACU
Chenopodium quinoa (quinoa) is the source of this 2648-nucleotide messenger RNA. RefSeq lists its product as uncharacterized. The record is from RefSeq and is a predicted model, not a curated record. Lineage: Eukaryota; Viridiplantae; Streptophyta; Magnoliopsida; Caryophyllales; Amaranthaceae. The coding region runs from base 1347 to 1946 and encodes 199 amino acids. The transcript is spliced from 9 exons.